AUGAAGGAUACAUCUAUUUUAGUUUUUAUAUGUUUUUUGACGUUUGCUUAUGUGCGAUCAGAAUCUUCAAAAGAUUAUUUGAAGCGAGAACACUCCCUUAUCAAGCCCUAUCAAGGUACAGGUAUGAUGGUACCUUUUUGGGACUUCAGUGGUAGCACCUUAGUCACUCCCAACCUUGUGAGAAUCACACCUGACCAACAGAGUAAACAAGGUUCUAUAUGGAAUUCAGUGUCGUGUACAGUCCCAAGUUGGGAAAUGCAAGUACAGUUUAAAAUACAUGGGCAUGGAAAGGAACUUUUUGGUGACGGAAUGGCUAUCUGGUAUGCCAAAGAACGUAUGCAGCCAGGACCAGUGUUUGGUAAUCAAGAUUAUUUUCAUGGAUUAGUAGUUUUUAUUGAUACAUACAGCAACCACAAUGGUGAACACAAUCAUCAGCACCCAUACAUUUCAGCCAUGAUUAAUAAUGGAACAUUGCAUUAUGACCAUGAUAAGGAUGGUACCCAUACUGAACUAGCUGGCUGUGAAGCUAAAUUACGGAAUGUAUUUUAUGAUACUAAUGUUGCGAUCAGAUAUGAACAAGAUACAUUAACUGUUCUUACAGACGUUGAAAACAAAGGAGAGUGGAAGGAAUGUUUCAAAGUACAUGGUGUGAAACUUCCUACGGGUUACUUCUUUGGUGUAUCUGCCGCCACUGGUGAUCUCUCAGAUAAUCAUGACAUUAUUUCCCUUCGUUUAUUUGAAUUGGAUUCAUCUGAUAUUGUUGAAGAUCGGUCCAAAAUUCUCCCAUCAGCAUUGAAAUAUGAAGCACCUAGAGAGAGGAUCGAAGAUGUAAAGCCUGCUUGGUCUGGUACAAAAACCUUCUUUAUUAUGCUGUUGGGAGCAAUAUUGCUCAUUGGUGUAGCUGUCGGUGCUGUUUACGCCUAUCAACAACAUCAAACGAAUUCACGGAAGAGAUUCUAUUAUUAA
Molecule: messenger RNA, 966 nt
Organism: Nezara viridula (southern green stink bug)
Lineage: Eukaryota; Metazoa; Arthropoda; Insecta; Hemiptera; Pentatomidae
Source: the annotation of a GenBank genome assembly